UAAAAUAAUAAAAUGAUACAAUCUUCUACAUGUUUGUAAUAUUUAAAGAGUAUUGUAGAGUAUUGAAAAUAGGAUGUUUGGAUUGAUGUUGACUUGUACUACUUGUUCGUUUCGUGGAAAUAAUUUUGUUAAAAUCGAGCAAGUAGUAUCAAACACAAUCAAUACGAGUUUAAAUGUAGCACAAUAUAGAAGGGGGUGGGUGUUUGGGCAUCAGACUCACGAGAUGGCAUUGAAAACGGUAUAUGGACAAAUAUAUUAUGCUUUCAUGCGACAUUCCACUCUAUAUAAUCCUCUUUCUUAUUUCUUUGUUACAAUUGUCAUAUUUACAUUUUUGUAUUGUCAAGACUUGUUUAGUAAUAUAAUUCUUUUCGUAUAAUUGUUGUUUGUAACAGUGUAGUUGGAAGUAUGGCUAAAACUAAAACAAUUAGCAAAGGAUGUCCCAAAUGCGAACAACAGGUACCAGUUGCUUGUAAAGCCUGUCCAUGCGGACAUUCCUUUUUCAAUGCUCGACGUAAUUCAAUUAAAAGUCCACCCAGUCCUGAUGGUGGAGUGAUGAAGACCAGGAGGACAAAUCGUAUUAAACGGGAGAAGCCGAAUUAUUACGAUGCUUUAGAAUAUGACAAACAAACAAAAAAAAGUGCUAAGAUUAGACGAACGACAGAUACUGUAGAGGAUAUUGAUUGUCGCCAGUUGAACAAGAAAAAGAAGAGGAAAGGAAAGGGAAAGGGCAAAAGUGGCAGCAAUAGCGGUAUGGGCGAUGAUGAUGAUGAAAUGGAUGGUAUUAAUGGAUUGUCUCCAGAAAAGCAGCUCACGUGUUCGCUCAUAUUGCAAGAACUGAAUAAUAAGAUGAGAGUGGUAGCUUGGAAGCCUACAUGAAGUCUACAAUAAGUAGAGACAUGCGUAUUCUGUUUAAUGCUCUGGACGAUUAUCCAACAUGAUUACUUUAUGUGCAGUGGCAAAGUGCAAGAGAAACAAAGUUGGUUAAAGUAAACAGUAUGGUGCAUCUUUCAGAUUGAUUUCCCACAGCAUCAGAAAUAGAUAUCAUUGAGAUCACAUCAAUUUCAAAUCCUGUAUGAAAAUAAUUGACUGCCAUAAAAAUCUCUGACUUAUAUAUAUCGCGAUAUUAUUGUGAGUUAUUCUUUAUUGUGAUUAUUUUGAAAAUUAUGAAAAAGUUGUAUUGAGGCUUGUGUACAUAUAGAUUUGCAAUUCUAGGUUAUUUUGUUUCUUAUUUGAAUACAUGUAUUAUACAUAUUCGUGUCUCACAUAUGUGAUUAUUUAAUAUCUAAUCUACAGAAUUAUAUGUUUGAUAUGAAGAUAUAUCGAAUUGUCAUAUUAUUUAUAAUGAUGGAUUUAUAAUUGAAAUGUCACAUUUAGCGCUUAAUAUGGAAUAUAAAUACAGACUUUACACUAACGGA
Molecule: messenger RNA, 1415 nt
Organism: Linepithema humile (Argentine ant)
Lineage: Eukaryota; Metazoa; Arthropoda; Insecta; Hymenoptera; Formicidae
Product: UPF0547 protein C16orf87-like
Source: RefSeq, a predicted model, not a curated record